Messenger RNA from Oryctolagus cuniculus (rabbit), 1542 nucleotides. It is a transcript of the gene CPLX1, whose product is annotated as complexin 1. NCBI's taxonomy places the organism in Eukaryota, Metazoa, Chordata, Mammalia, Lagomorpha, Leporidae. The record is from RefSeq and is a predicted model, not a curated record. Gene Ontology annotation, molecular function: syntaxin binding. Gene Ontology annotation, biological process: neurotransmitter transport; synaptic vesicle exocytosis; regulation of neurotransmitter secretion. Gene Ontology annotation, cellular component: SNARE complex; terminal bouton.
CCCUCCCCGUCACGCCCGACGCGGGGGGGCGGCCCCAAGUGACGCGCGCGCCCCGCGCCCCGCGCCCCGCGUCCCGCUCCCCGCCGUGCCCUUCAGCGCCGCAGUCGCUGCCGCCACAUGGACCCGGCCGGCCCGAGCACGCCGCGCUGACGCCCGGAGGAGGAGAACUCGCGGCCACACUCGCAUGUGAAUUCUGACCCUCGCUGAGGCGCUGAGACCUUCGUCAUGGAGUUCGUGAUGAAGCAGGCCCUGGGAGGGGCCACCAAGGACAUGGGGAAGAUGCUUGGGGGUGACGAGGAGAAGGACCCCGAUGCUGCCAAGAAGGAGGAGGAGCGGCAGGAGGCGCUGAGGCAGGAGGAGGAGGAACGCAAGGCCAAGUACGCCAAGAUGGAGGCCGAGCGAGAGGCCAUGCGCCAGGGCAUCCGCGACAAGUAUGGCAUCAAGAAGAAGGAGGAGCGCGAGGCCGAGGCUCAGGCGGCUAUGGAGGCCAGCUCCGAGGGCAGCCUGACAAGGCCCAAGAAGGCCAUCCCGCCGGGGUGCGGGGAUGAGCCGGAGGAGGAGGACGAGAGCAUCCUGGACACGGUCAUCAAGUACCUGCCCGGGCCGCUGCAGGACAUGUUCAAGAAGUAAGGCCCCGCCGCGCCGCGCGCCCGAGCCCGGAGCCCUCCGCCCCUGUACAGACCCGGCGGAGGAGCCGUGGGCGGCCGCGCGCCGCGCGCAGCCCCGACGCGAAACAAGCCAUAGUCCUAGGCCGCCCCUCCCGCGCCCCCCCCGCACUGCCGUCGCCGCGCCGCGCCCACACUCAGGAGCACAGCCAUAGCGAGGCCGGGGGCCUGGGGCCGAGCGGCCGCCGCCGGCCCUCGCGCCCCCGCCCUCCGCUCGUGUCCUCCGAGGGCCACCAAGCAAUAGGCUCCGAGUCCCGCAGCCCACGUGCGCUGAGCGCCGCGGGCCCGGCCCAGCUCUCCCGGCGGGAGGCCCGCGGCGGGCGGACCGGCCCACUCGCGCCCCGGCCCUUCGUCCGCCCCGUCCUCGUGCCAUCCGCUUCACAACAUGUCGAAUCUCAGGUAAAUGAGUUCCCCCGUGUUCGCCGAGUUUAUCGUGACAGCGGAGCCGCUGCCUCGGGGCCGGCCCGGCCUGACCUCGUACGAAACGCACCCCGCGUCCACGUGCUGCGGGCCAGGGCGCGGCCCCGCGGCGCCCUGCACGCCCUCCCGCAGCUCUUAGAGAAGCCAUAGUGAGGCUGCAGUCCCGCCCGCGGCGCCGGCCCCUGCCCUCGGCCGCAGCAUGCCCCGCUCGCUCUGCGCCCCCACGUCCGCGUCUUCCACAAACGCCCCUUCCACACGCUAAGCCCGCUCCGAGCGGACGGGGCGCUCUCCCGGAAGCCCCGCUCCCCGUCCCCGCGCGGGGCGCCGGCCGCCAGCUUAGCGUGGACCGUGGAUGUCGUGUCCGUCCGCCCCGCCGCGCCUCCCCCUGCAUGUCGGGGCCCUCGCGUGUGUCCUCCCCGAUGGGAUCACAGCCAAUAAACUCCGCAGCGAUUUCGCA